Messenger RNA from Orussus abietinus, 7335 nucleotides. Its product is annotated as protein abnormal spindle. The coding region runs from base 212 to 6253 and encodes 2013 amino acids. Gene Ontology annotation, biological process: establishment of meiotic spindle localization; spindle organization; mitotic cell cycle. Lineage: Eukaryota; Metazoa; Arthropoda; Insecta; Hymenoptera; Orussidae. Gene Ontology annotation, molecular function: protein binding. The transcript has 10 exons. The record is from RefSeq and is a predicted model, not a curated record. Gene Ontology annotation, cellular component: spindle pole.
GUUAGUUCGCAGGGUGGCAUCAAAGAAUAUUCUUUAAGUGGCGUAUCAAACUAUCAGUGAAGGAAUUGUUAGGAUUCAAUUUACAAUAAACUUAUGUACAUACGUGUAUAUAUUUUAAUAUUAAUACGUGCUAAUUAUAUUUGUUAAACUGCAACUGUAUUGUCCUGAUAUUUGCUGAAGAAGCAGGGUUAGUUAUUUGACAUUGGGAAUAAUGUUUUUUCAGGUCAACAUUACCCCAAAGGAAAAGAAGGUGCUUGAGAAGCCUGCAACUUGUUCACAAAUAGAAACAGAAUAUACUUUGUUGCUUGCACCGUUUCAACCACAAAUAAGAAUAAAAUUAGAAACUAAUGUUAAUAUAAAAGCACAAUGUAGUUUAAUUGUAAGAAAUACCAGCAAGCGACGCUUAACUGCAAAAAUAACCAAGACUCCUCCAUCUGAAAGAAAUUUAUCUUUAAAUGCUAAUGAAUUGACAAUUGAAGCAGAUAGUUUUGUUAUAUUGAAUAUAUCUUGGAUACCAAGAGAAAGUGGUUCCUGGCAUGAUAUCAUUCAACUAACCGAUAACAGACGAAUCAAAUAUGAUGUUGCUAUUGUCACAAGUGCCAUAAAUUAUAAAAAAUUAAAAGGAAGAGGUAAAAUUAAAAAAGAUAAUAUGGCAUGUCUUAAAGGAAAUGGUCUUCCGACAACAUAUUCUAAACGAAGUACAGAUCAAUCGGAUGGUGGUAUUUAUCCACCAAGUAAAAAAAUAUGCCCUGAUUCAAUUAGAAAUGAACAAAACAAAGAAAAUAUAUGUAGCAAUGUCAUUAAAAAUGGACCUUUUGACACACCUCAACAAAAAGACACGUGUCUACUUGAAAAUUCCCAUAAUUUUUCUACUAUCCUUAAGUCUGACACGUUCAGCUUGACACCCUGUUUUUCUUCAACAUUUACCAAUUCUAAGCCAUUCAGUGUGCAAGAAAAGGUUCCUGAUUUUGAAUUUCCUUCUGAUUCAAUAACCAUACCUUUACCAACAAACAUGAAUGAAAAAAAAUUACGAAGAGUGACCUAUUUAACGGUACCACAAAUUUGUACAGACUGUACAUCCACUGAAGUUAAGGAGAAUAAUGAGGAAUUUGAAGACUCACUGUCACCACGUACUGAAGAAAAUGCCAAAUCUGAUUUUUCUUUGAUUAAUAAUAUUAAUUUUACUUCCAUGGAACCACUGACAGUCCACAAAGAAAAUAAUAGAUUUUCUUCACACCAAUGCUUACUAGAACUAAAGCAAGAAUUGAGCAAAAGCAGACUGUCAGUUGCCGAAUCAUGCACAUCAUCUCCAUGUGGAAAUAAUACUUUUGACAUUAGUUCCACUAAGUCUGUUAGUGAAUUCGUUAAUAUGGAAAACAAUGGAACUUUUGAAAUAUGUACCUCACCAAGACGAAUGUCAGAUUUCGACAACGUAAGACCUAAACGACUUACAAGUUCUUUUGGAGUUUUAUCUCCUGUGAUGCCUGUUAUUGAUCAAUGUCAAGUAGAGUUGACUGCUUCUUCGCCAAUACCUUUUGAUCGUAAUUAUACAUCCCCUAUCUUACAACAGAAAGAUCUUUUCCAUUUACCAUUGAAGAAACCAGAUUCAAGCACAGCUCAAGAAGUCCUAGAAGCUAAUCUGUGGGUGAAACCUGAAAAUGACUUGCACGCUACUGAAUUGAAAACCAAGCUACAUGAACUCAGUACGAUAUCAGAAGAGCAACAGUUCCCAACUAACACAACGUUUACAAAAGAUCUAAGUAACAAUGAAAGUAUUAAAAGGUUCAAGAAGACGUCAACAAGUCAAUGUUUAGAAAUAUCACCACCAAGAAAGCUUAUAGGAAAAAAUUCACCAAUUAUACGAACAUCUCCAAAAAACUAUAAUAAAAUAAGAAAGGACAGAAGUUUCCAAGAAUGCACAAAUCUCAAGAAGAAGAUUCAAUUCAAAUCAUCCAUUAAAGGUUACAGUAAUAUAACAAUACCUGGAGUUAAGAUUGCUAAACUGUCUCUGGCAGAUUUGGGUAAACGGAAGAGUCAAAUCAAGACAAACAAAAGUCUUUGUGAGAAAGUAAGCAUUAAACUGCACGAUCCUGAUGACUUUCUCACUAGUCUUUGCAACCCUGAUCCAUUUGCGGCAACAACAACGGAAGAUCCUUUCCUUGCCAGUACUCUAUAUUAUGAUGAAGUGUGGAUACACAACCAAGAAAUGGAAUUUAAGAAAUGGUUGAAUGCUUUGCUAUCUCCACCGGAAUGUUUAUCUAUCGAUGUAGAGUCUACUUGUAUAGAUGUUGGAAAAGUAUGGCAAUCUUGUCGAUCAAAGGAGGAUAUAACUUUAGCUGAGACAAGGGAAGUUGUUUCGGCAAGAUAUCAUACAAAUACAAGAUUGAAUACUCUACGAAAAGCAGCAUGUGCCAUGUUUCGCAGUAAAGAAAUUGUAACGGUCCUAUCACGUGUGACCGUAUGCAUUGAAAGAGGAAACCUUGUUAUUAGACAAGAUCGUGACUUACACCGAGAUAUAGGUUUGCAAAAAGAAGUGCUCGAACUUUUUCUGAGUUAUAAUCCAUUAUGGUUAAGAAUUGGAUUAGAAACAAUCUAUGGUGAAACUAUUCCAUUGCAUUCAAAUAACGAUUUGGUUGGUCUAACAAGGUUCUUGCUUGCCAGGUUCUUCUCCGAUCCAUAUUUAGCAAAGACACAUUCACAUCCUUCGGUGAUAAAUCUCAAAUUGGCAACAUUUUUGCCCCUUCUAAACAAACAUAUCUUAAAAAAGUUCCUCUUUGUGGUUUACUUUUUGGAUUGUGCCAAAAGGAAUAAGCUAAUUGGUCAUGACCCGUGUCUGUUUCAUAAGCGAGCAAUUCACAAGGAAAGUCGUUCUAUUCUGUUGACCUUUGCCAGAGAAAUUUUAGGUGGUAUUGGAGAUAUAACUAAAGUCUUACGACCCUAUGGUUACAUUGUGUCUCACAAACAAACCUAUUUGGAUGAAUAUGACUACGCCGUAGUUGAUCUUGCUGUAGAUCUUCGAGAUGGAGUUAGACUUUGUCGAGUUAUGGAAUUAAUUACAGGCCAACGGAACCUGACCAGUCGCUGUAGAGUGCCUGCUAUAUCGCGUCUCCAAAAGGUCCACAAUGUAGAUGUUGCUUUGACAGAACUCAUUCGAGCUGGUUAUACUCUUACAGGUGACAUCGAUGCAAAGAGUGUAGCCGAUGGUCAUAGAGAAAAAACAUUAUCUUUACUCUGGCAAAUUAUAUACAAGUUCCAGAAACCUUUGUUUAACAAAGCUGCAAGUUGUGUUCAGCGAUGGUGGCGGUCCAGACUAUGGUAUGUGCGCAUAAAACAUUUCCUGAAAACUCGUCAAGACAAUGCAGCUAGUGUCAUUCAACGUGCUUGGAAAUGCUAUCUUGCACGAAAAGAACUAAAUCGCCUGAAGGAAGCAUAUAUUGCAGAACAACUUAAAAAAGACACGAAUGCUAGGAUAAUACAGUCAUAUUGGAUCCGUACAAGACAAAUGCUGGCAAUCCGCAAACAAUUCUUAUUGAUAAAGUUAUCGGUAUUAUUAAUUCAGUCAUGGUGGAGAAAUAGACGGGCCGUAAAACCUUUUGUAAAUGAAUUCCAUAGAAAGCAAAAUGCAGCAAUUAUUCUCCAACGGCGAUACAGAGCACAACAAUUGAUGAAGAAACAAAGAGCUGCUCAUAUUGAACAGAAAACAGCUGCCUUAAAGAUUCAAUCUUGGUGGAAAGCAGUGUCAUUAGGAAAAAGAGUAUUAAUGGAAUAUCAGAAUCUUAGAAACGCAGUGUUAUUUAUUCAAGCAAAAUUCCGAGCAACCCAAGCAAUGAAGGUAGAUCAUCAAAAAUUUCAGCAAAUAGUCAAAGCUACUCGUACAAUUCAGAUUUGGUGGAAGAGAGUUUUAGCUCUAAAACGAGACCGGAAUAACUUUUUAAUCAUGAAAUAUGCAGUUUAUACGAUUGAAAUGUGGUGGCUAGAAAAGAAUAGAGUCAGUGAGGAAAGAAAAACUUUUCUAGCAUUAAGAAGUAGUGUUGUCAUUAUACAAAGAAGUUGGCGGAAACAUCACGCCACAAAAAAGGACAGAUUAUACUUAAACACUUGCAAGAAUGCAUGUCAAACAAUUCAAACCUGGUGGCAAAUGAUAAGCAUAGCUCGAAAGUACCAGCUUCAAAGACGUAACUGUUUAAUAGUCCAACGUUGGUGGAGAAAUAUCACUUUAACAAGGUCAAUUCGAGUUUCAUUCCUAUCAACAAAGCGUGCUGCGAUAACGGUUCAAAAAAAUUGGAAGAUGAAAAAAGCCAGAAGAGCUUACUUAGAGAAGAAACAUGCAGUGCUCAAAAUUGAGAAAUGGUAUUCGAACAUACUUGUCUGUAAACCAUAUCGAAACGAUUUCCUAAACUCUCAAAUUGCAGUACGAACAAUUCAAUCAUGGUGGCGUAAUAUACAGAUGACAAAAAUGCAUCGACUCUCAUAUUUGAAACAUCGAGAAAUAAUUAGUAAUAUCCAGAUUCGUUGGCGUGGUAAAAUUCUUACAAGAACCAUAAGAAAUAAUUAUCUGGCACAAAGAGCUGCAGCUCAAAAAAUUCAAGCUUGGUGGAGAAUGAUCUUGACAAAAAGAUUAUAUCGCACGUUAUUAGCGAAACAUAAGGCAGCAACAAUUUUGCAAUCUAAGUGGAGAGUCACCUUAGCCAUGAGAAACGAGAGAAACAAUUAUCUAGAAUUAAAGUCGAAAGCAAUCUUCCUGCAAAGAAAGUGGAGGGCGAUUAUUCUUGGCCGUAGAAGCAGGGAAGAAUAUUGUAAAUCAAGAGAGGCAGCUAUUAUUAUUCAAAAACAUUGGAAAGGAUAUGUCAAACUUAAGAAAUACAAACGAAAGAAGCACGCUGUGAAUGUCAUCUUGGCUUGGUGGAGAAAAUUGAUUAGAAGGCGAGCAGCAACAAUAAUUCAGUCAGCCUGGAGAACAUAUGUAACAGGAAAAGCAGUCCGGAAAUAUUAUCAUUCAUUGAGAUCAGCUGCCAUUUUCGUACAACGGCAGUACAGAUUAAAAAGAUUAACCAAAAACGAAAAGGAGAGGUAUAUUACUUUCCGUGAAACUGUUAUUUAUAUGCAACGUACAUGGCGUAAUAAACAAGAAGGACGAAAGCUGAAACUAACAUUCUUAAAGCAGAAAGAGUCUGCCAUCAAAAUUCAACGCUGGUGGAGAUUGAUACUUUUAGUAAGACAACUUCGUAAUAGAUUUAUUCAUCACAGAGCAGCUGCGAUAGUGAUACAACGUUAUUAUCGAAUGCACAUUGAAAUUGUGAAUGCCAAACAACAGUUGAAGAAUACUAUACUUGCUGUGAUAAAGAUUCAAAAGUGGUGGAAAAAAGUUCUGCAAGAACGGAAGCACAAGCAGUGGGUUUCAAUCCGUAAAUGUGCAGUGUUUGUUAUUGAAAAGUGGUGGAUCAGUAUUUUAAUUAAGAGACAAAUAGAAAAGAAGAAAGAAUUAAAGUUACAGAAAAGAACUGAUGCAGCGACACUAAUCCAAUCAAUUUGGAGAGGACAUAAAGUCCGACAGUCUCAGGGGGCCAAAAUGACGCAAGUACGAAAAAGGUGUGAAAAGGCAACAAAGGCUGCAUUGCCAUCGGAAACCUUACACCAACGAUUACAGUUUGCCAUUGCCACGUUCCAAAAAUACACCAGCCUUGGUGCACUAUCCAUGUGCUUAUGUUCAUUAGAUACGAUAACAAGGAUAUCUCCAGGAGGUUGUAUAGGAGUAUGUGAACACGAUCUAAUUGAUAAGGUUUAUGGUACUUUAGUUCUGUCAAAUAGAUCACUACCAUGGAUGGAAGUUUGUAUAACAGCUGCUAGUAUCCUAUUAAACGUUGCGAAAUUUUCACGAACAAGAAUCUAUGUUUCCAAGGUAGAAUAUGCAGAGACAAUAGCUCGAUUGAUGACAAUUACUAUUGAACAGCAAUCAGAAUUAUUUUUGCACUUAGCGACUUUAUUAUGGAUUUUAGCUGAAAAUCCUGACUACUGUAACGCUGUAAGAAGCUGCACUCGUACAACUUGGCUAUUAAGAUCGUUGGAUAACGUUGUUAAGAAGAAAAAGGUGAAAAAAUUGGUAGAAAGCUCAAAGCAGAAAGAACAAACGUUACUACUUCCAAGCACCAAACCGGAUUGGGGAAUGAAACAGAAACAACCACGUUUAUUCAGUAACCCUCAGCAUGCCGUCAGUACUGUUCUCAACAAACUGAAAAUCAACGUCGUGUCAUAGCAAAAAGAAAACAUUGCAAGGGUUGUUCUGAGUUGAGAAAAUAAGGAUUUUUAAAAUAAAGUGAUUAUACGGUGUUCGCAGAGCCGAUAAGUGACGCAUACUUCCCGGAUGUAAUGUUGAAAUUUACAGUUCAAUAAGAUUAAUUAGAAACUAUAUUUUAAUUUCUACCGUACGGAAACAAAAACAGUUAUAUAUUUCAUGCAGGCGGUAAAGCAGGGAUUUUCAAAAGGUCUAAAAGGAAUAUUUGCGAAGAAAAAGCGAAAUGAAAGAAAUUACGUAAAUGUGACAAUAGCCGCCAACCUUAUCUUGUUUCUUCCUACAAAAUUAGAACGAUUUAAAAUGAUGUACGAAUAUAUUUAAUUUGUGACAAUUACGAACGUGUACUGGUUGACCAAAAUCACAUGUCUUACUGCUAGUUAACGUACAUAAUGGUGUUUAAUCCAAUAUUUUUAUUCGCGUAACAUUCAAACAUAUGCAUGUAUAUAACUUAUAUUUGAAUACAAUAAAUUUCUUUAAAUACACCAGAACAUAAAGAAAGUACAUUUUAAGUGAAGUUGGAUCAUCUAGUGUGCCAGAGUGUACAAUAUUUUAAUGUUUUGACGUUAAUCUGUAAGAUAUGACAUGACUAACGUGACAUUCUAUUUGUUCGAAAAUAUUUGUCUUAUUGAAUGUUUAAUAAUAAUUGUAUACAUGAGUAUCAAAACCACUAAGUUCAUAUAAUACCUUUUUUAAGAACAAAUUCCCGGUUCCUCGCCCGGAAAAUACUGUAACUUUGUCUCUCUGUUUUUUAAUCUUAAAACUACCACACAUGUUCUGUGCAAUAUAUCUUUAUUUUAUUCUUAAAAAUGUACUUUCUUAUGUGAAUAAACAAUACUUAUUGCGUUUGUAUGAACAUAACGAAAGAAUUUGCUGAACUAUUUGAUUGUAGUAUUUUUUUAUAAAGAGAUUGUUAAUGUUUAGACGUGCGACACCAUUGUAAGCCAAAAAUAUCGCGGAAUAUUAAAAAUUGAUAUGUAAAUUUUGUAAGAUUUUAACAUAUUCUUCAAAAGUUGUGUAAUAAAUAUAUAAUUAUUUUUACGCUA